AUGUGGGACAAUGUAUCGUUAAGGCAAUUCGCUGAGAAAUCGCCCAAGUAUAAGUAUAAGCCGCUGGGAGAUCAAGAUCGAAUAUUUACAAAUCUUUAUGGUCGUCACGAUUGGCGCUUAGAAAGCGCAAUGUGUCGAGGUGAUUGGUAUAAAAUAAAAGAAAUUAUUGAAAAAGGCCGAGAAUGGAUUUUAGAGGAAUUGAAAAAAUCGGAGAAAUUGGAAAACAUGAAAAAUAAGCUGCCCCCGACAUAUCUUAUAAUUAAUGGAGCAGAAGGAGAGCCAGGUACAUGCAAAGAUCGUGAAAUUAUGCGGCAUGAACCGCAUAAAAUUAUUGAAGGUGCUUUAAUACUGAGCUAUGUAAUUAGGGCUCGUGUAGCAAUUUUGUAUAUACGCGGUCAAUACUAUAACGAAGCAUGUACAAUGCAGAUGGCUAUUAACGAGGCCUAUGCAGCCGGUUUACUAGGAAAAGGAAUCGCUGGAGCUUGUUUUAGUUUUGACAUGUUUAUACAAAGGGGUGGAGGACGAUAUAUUGUCGGAGAGGAAACAGCGCUUAUAAAGUGUUUACAAGGUGAAGAAGGUCUACCACAUAGGAAGCCGCCUUAUCCAGCUGAAGAUGGUCUUUAUAAAAGGCCCACCUUGGUAUUUAACGCUACAACCAUAGCGUGCGUACCCACCAUCAUUCGUAGGGGUGGUGAUUGGUAUUCUUCCUUAGGUAAAGAUGGUGAAAUAAGGGGAUCUAGACUAUUCUGUAUUUCUGGUCACGUUAAACGGCCUUGUAUUGUUGAGGAAUUAAAUGCAGUGCCAUUGCGUUAUCUAAUUAACCGGCAUGCGGGUGGCGUUAUAGGAGGUUGGAAUAAUCUCUUAGCGGUUAUACCUGGUGGUGCGUCUACCGCGCUUGUACCGGGAAGGCUCUGCGAUAAUUUAAAUUUAGAUGCCGAGUCUCUCAAGAAGGUAAAUUCUGCGCAGGGUACCGGUGCAGUGAUUGUCAUCAAAAAGGGAACAAAUGUUUUGGAAGCUAUGUUACCCAUUAUGAAAUUCUUUCGAAACGAAUCAUGUCUACAGUGCCCGCAGUGCCGCAAUGCGUCUCAAUGGUAUGAAGAAUACUUGACAAAAUUUAUUGAAGGUAAUGCACAUCCAGCGGAUAUUGAUUUUAUGUGGGAAAUUAUGCAAUACUCUGUCGGGAAAACAAUUUGCUAUUAUACAACUGCCAAUGCCGCGGCUAUGGAAGGGAUAAUUAGGCAUUUUAGAAGCAACAUAAGGAGAAAAAUGAGGCAAGCACGUUGUGAAGUAUACCGCAAAGAUUAAUAACACAAUAAUUUCCUAUUUACUUAAAACAAAAAAUAAAAUGAUAUUUGAUUAAUAUAUAAAUUGAAUGCUCGCAGUUGUGAACAACAUUUCAUAAAUUUUCGAAAUUUGUAAGCAUCCUCGACACUACCCAUAAGACAAUUCCUAGUUCUGGUUCAAGGAUACAUCAUGAUUCUUGAACACUGCUAAGGCAAUCUUUAUUGUCGG
Molecule: messenger RNA, 1512 nt
Organism: Glossina fuscipes
Lineage: Eukaryota; Metazoa; Arthropoda; Insecta; Diptera; Glossinidae
Product: NADH dehydrogenase [ubiquinone] flavoprotein 1, mitochondrial-like
Exons: 3
Coding region: 1-1305 (434 amino acids)
Biological process (GO): mitochondrial electron transport, NADH to ubiquinone
Molecular function (GO): 4 iron, 4 sulfur cluster binding
Source: RefSeq, a predicted model, not a curated record